ACACGCCGCUCUGGUAUGUAGCGGCGGCGGUAGCAGCACCCGCAGCCCGCGGGCAGCCUCGCUCGUUCCCGCCUCCUCGCUCUGUCCCUCCUUCGCCGCCAAUCCCCGCCUCCUCUCGCGCCCCCCUCGUUUCCUGCUGCUGGCGGAGGCCGAGGGAGAAGGUGGCGGUGGAGGCGGUGGACGGAGAAAAAAGUGCCCCGGAGCUGGACCGAGAGAGGCGGCCGCCGCCCCCGACUCGUCCACGGAGAAAGCCAAAGCGCCGCCGCCCCCACCACCUCCUCCUCCACCGCCCCCCCUCUCCUAGCCAGCCACUUUACGUCCCUUCCGCCCACCUCGGGACAAUAGAAACAGGGAGAUGUCCUCCUCCGGCAGCGGCCACCACCAGCACAGCCAGAGCCGCGCCAUCCCCACCAGGACGGUGCCCAUCAACGACUCCUCGCAGCUACCUCAUGACUAUUGCACCACGCCCGGGGGCACCCUGUUCUCCACCACUCCUGGAGGUACCCGAAUCAUCUAUGAUCGCAAGUUUCUGUUAGAUCGCCGCAAUUCUCCCAUGGCUCAGACCCCUCCUUGCCACCUGCCAAAUAUCCCAGGAGUUACCAGCCCUGGUACUAUGACUGAGGGUUCCAAAGUGGAAGUAAACAAUCUGAACAAUCAUGAUGGGAAGCCUAUAAUUGGUGAUGAUGCUCAGUUUGAGAUGGAUAUCUGAUCUUCCUUGAGGGUAACCAUGGAGAGACAGCAACUCCUGAUCACCUGUGCACAUCUGAUUUGGCCAACAGGAUCAACAACUAAAGGAUGGAAGAAGCUCUUUCCCACUGGAAUCUUCACUUCAGCUAUUGAAGUGCCAAAGGAUAAGAGGACUGUUCUCCCCCCCCCUCCUCCUUGAUUCCCGUUAGUCACACCAAGUUUCCCGCUCCUUUGUUUCCCCUACUUCCCCUUUUUUUAAAUCUUCUCAUCUCCCUGGUCUGUGACUGAAUUGAAACCCAUGUUAAAUUUAUAGAGCUAAGGAAUGUCCCUUAGCUUCUCGCACUUUAGAGACAACUUACCAAUUCAUGCACCUGCGAGAAUUUACUUCCAUCAACAAUUGGAUAUUUAUUGCAAAGCACAAAAGAGCCAUGGAAGGGGUAUAUGCUUGAAGGGGCAUUACACUGCCAUUGUUCUCCUCACCCUUAACUGCUGCCAAUUUAAUCCCUGUUUAUUAGCCUGUUUCUGUGUAUCAUCUAUGUGCAAAGUGCACUCACUUGGGUUCUGAUCCUUGUUAUUCAACCUCUCCUUAUUAGUUAGUACAUCCUUGCAUAUUGGCACGUGGGUGGGGUUUUGUCUGCUACAAGAGCAUUGCUGUGGCCUCUUUUGCCCUUCCAUUUAAUAUGUUCCUAUUCUAUUCCUUUAGAAGAACAAGUGGGAAAUUUAGAAAGAGCCACCACUUAAUCAUACAUCUUUCUCAUUUCAUCCCAAGGAGUGUCUCCUAGGGUCUCCCAUUUCCAAAAAGCUCUAGCAAUUCAGAUUCCUAAUUUGAAUCCAUCAGUGUAAAGGGGAACCGCAUUUUGUUCUGAUGUAAUACCAUGCUUAAUUGUCCUCUAUAUUGUUUGUCCUCAGUCAUCUUGCAAGUUUUGCUGCUGUUAACAUCGGCUGGAUUCUUUGCAAGUCUGUUAUUGUGCCAAAAGUAUUAAUUGAAAUAACCUGAUGAAGCUUGACUAGAGUAGGCUUUGCAAAAACCUUAUGCUCUUGUGUAAACUUGGGGUACCCUGAGAAUUACUGGGAUGUUGGAAUGUGCAGUGCUGAUUUCAUGUGUGGCUUCGGAGGAUUUGGGGUGAUGGGCAAUCAAAUAGAUAGAAGACUAUUAUAUUUUAUCACAGUCUUCUCUGGAGCAAAACCACUCAGCUGUGUUCCUGGUCACCAUCUUGUUGCAUGUUUCUUGAAUUAACUCAUUAAUAAAUUGGCCAGAAGAGCAAUCUAUUUGAGUCUCCCUGAGGCUAGUUUUGUCAGGCAGGAAGUUGCCCAUUGUUGCUGAUGGCCUCCUAACUUAAUUAGAUCAUGAAGUUGAACUGCUUGCCUGGGAUUGAAAAGGAGAGAGUCCAUCCUUGAUGGGCAGGUUACUUUGUGACAAUACCAUGGAGGGAAUUACUUUGAAUUCAGCUAGUGGAUGAGUUCAUGUCUUAGUUGCAGUGCCACCUGAUAACUUGAACUGUGUAAAAAAUACAUCGUCCUAAGGCUACAAUAUUUUGUCUAAUCAUCUGUGCUAAUGCAUUAAAAACUUUUUGCUUGAGUAAAAACUGUGCCCCUAAUAAAUCAGGCAGCAGAAUUUUUUUGACAUUAACUAUUUUUAGCGUAAGUACUUAACAAAAACUACAUGUGUAGGCCGCAGCAGAAGUGUUCGCCAUUCCUCCCCUCACAUAGGAAGGAACGCUUCUGAUGCAAUGCUUCCUAUGAUCCAUCCAUGCAUGCAUCCUAUACAAAGUGUGUUUCCCUCACCCUGAGCUGUUAUUGUUAUUUAUAUGCAGAGUUCAUAGACUGAUUUACAUCACAAUCUUAUGCAUGUUUACUUGGAAGUAAGCUGCACUGUGUUCAGUGAGACAUCUUCCCUAGUAAGUGUGUUUAAGAUUGUAGCUGCUAAGAUUGCUUUACUUGGCUCCCAGCCUUACUUCUCCCAGUUAGCAUGUGGUGAUCGUUGCAGUGGUUCAUAUGCUACCAGUGUAUCAUGGUGGCCACUUUUUCCUGUGGCAGGAUUGCAUCCUUCUCUGGUAGUAUUUGAAAAGUAUGAGAAGCAUUCAUGUUAGUGGUGCUGCCCCUCAUGGGGGAUGCCACACUGGUGUGGCAAUUUCCCCCAAGGAUUUGGUUCAGAGAAAACUUCAACUCAGCUCAUGAACUCACCCUGUGUUUCUGUCUCUUGGAAUAGAAUUCUGCCCUUAAUUCUCUUCUGUGAAUUGGCAAAGAUAUUUUCUUUUCUUGUGAUUUAAAAGGGAGAGUCUGAUAACUUUUUUUUUUUUUGCCUGCUCUAAAAUGUGAAUAAUACAGGAGCAAAAUUGCUUUGUAACUGUUGACCUCUCAGGAAUAGGUUCUGCUUGCAUUGUUUCUGGGGAAAGCAAUACUCCCCCUUAAAAUGGUGGUGAAAAAGUGAACUAAGCUGUGAUUAGCAGAGGGGGGUGCUGUUUAGCAGCACUGUACAACUUCCUAAUUUUUCUUUCAGAGUAGUUCUAAAGCGCACUAUAUGUUCAUCCCAAAGUCAGUACACAGUUGGAUUUCCAUCCUGCCUCUCACAAUCACCAGCAGUUGUUUCUAGAACCUCAUCACCUAUUCUGUUGAUGGGGCAGAACGGAUACAGAUUGCUCUGCAGUGCUGACAGUAGUGGAACUCAGAUUUGUCUAAACUAAAUCAAUUUAGGCUGCAAUCCUAACACAACUUACCUGAGAGUAAGACCGGUUGAAUUCAAUAGGACUGGUUAGGAUUGUGCUGUUAGUUGGUAAGAUGGAGGAAGAGGAUGUUGCUGCUUUUCUUUUAAAAAAUGUUUUGGACUAAAGGGACAACUUCAAAUUACCCCCCCCUUCCAGGGAUUUAGAUAUUAAGAAAGAUAAUGAGUAGCUCCGUUCCUUCCACAUCACAUAGAAAGCAUGUCUCUUAGCAUGAAGUGCAUCAAGAAUUUCCAUAUGUUGCAACCAGUUCAGUAGCUGCUGCUUGCAAAGGCUACUGUUGGCCUCUAUAAUCUUUUGUACAAACAUAAGGAAAGUAAGGGUAAUCGAAUAGUCAAGUACUGACCUGGGACUUAAGUUGAUCAGAUUUGUUUCUUGCUCUGCUGCAGGUUUCUUGUGUGUUUCUGGGCAAGUCAGUCUCUCUGUGCCUCAAUUCCCCAGUUUGUAAAAUUGGGACAAUAGACUCCUACCUCACAGGGUUGUUGUGAGGAUAAAUUUGUUGAUAUUUGUAAGGCACUCUGAGAAAAUAGGGAUGAGUGCCAUGAAGAAGCCAAUAAAUCUUAUUUUCUUUAAAGCCCAGCAAGGUGGUUCAGUCAUAGCCAUGAAAGCAGAAAACUUGCUGGCAUCUCCUGGAUUACUUCCCUGGGACAUUGAUCAGCAACUAAUUUUCAGUAGAGCAGCAUUUUAAAUUGAACAAAGGCUGAAGAGCCAACAGCAUUAGCCCUGACUCACGCCUGCUGAAACCUUAAUGGGCAAAAGACUCCUUGACCCAUUUCAUCAGUAGAGACUGUGCCAGAGUAUUUCCCCUUGUGCAUUUCACCAGCUCAGUCCCUUUGUUGCCUAUGUCUUGGCUUGCCCAGGGGGAGCGAGCAGCUGAGCUGCCCAAGGAAGGGACUCUCGCUGAGCCUCUGUUGCCAAAGAGAUUGUAAAAACCCCUUUGCCUAUGUCUCGGCUCCAUACGAAAGAAAGUGGGGGAGGUACACCACAUGGAAACAGAUCGUUGGUAUUGGGUAGGGAGGCAUGUGGAAGGGCCUUGGGCUGCCAGCUACCUAUCAGUGCUCUAGCAACCUGUGCACAUGCAGUGCUACUGGGCAAUCUGAAUAGUAACCGUACACCACAACCUUUAUAGUUCUGGCUGUCCAGUUUGAAGGAGGGGUGAGUUCUGUAAUGUCAAUGUAGAAGCAAUUCUCUGUAGUCGUUGCAUCAUUUCACUUAGAGCUGUCUCCUGUGCUUGCAAGUGGUGCUUGCUUACUGGAAAUGUGAAGAUCAAACUGAUUCGCCAUCAGGUUAUUAGUUGUGUUGACUGAACAAUCAAAAUUCUGAAUUCAGUGUCUUGCAAUUUUCAACCAUGUCCUUUCCUGUUAUUAAUAAUCCUGUUUAUAAGAUAUAAAUUAAUAUAUUAUUUGCCAGUUGCAAUAUUUAUUUACUACUAUCAGUCAAGUGAGGCAAUGGAAAUUAUUUCUAAUCUGUUUCCCUGAUUUCAGGCUGCCCUGGUAUGUCAAGUGCUGCAGGGUAGUCUUUUAAAUAGUAAAUACAUAUUGCAGGGAUUGAACAGUUUGAGAACCUGGAGCUUAUUUGUUAGGGAUUGUUAGCUCAUUUCCUAUGAAGGAAAGAAGGGUUGGUUACAUGUGGAAAAAACCUAAAUAUCAUUUUUAACAGCUUCAUGAAAUCAAAUACUGUGGACCAUCUAAUCCUUACACUAAGAUGGAGCAGCUUUUGAAAUGACUUUCCUGGUCUCACUCUUCAAAUGCAAAGAAAUUCAAAUUAACUUUUAAAAACAUCCUUAUACAUGCUAAGAGUUGGCACCCUAAGCAGUUCAUCCCAAAAUGCCUAAGGCCUGAUAAACUACUCACUUUCAUGGACAUCUGUAAGAUCUGUAAGCCUGGAUAGGACACUACAUUAGGCAACCCAAACAUCUGAACAGUUUUCUUUUUGAAGUUUGUUUAAGUCAAUUGUGCAGGCUAUACAGUCUUCAUGUUGGCUAGUACAUUUUUUCUGUGUUAAAAUUAUGUUGAUUUAAAAAUGAAAAUGCCCCUAAGUGCUAACAGUUGAGGUGUACUUGAAGAGCCAGUUGAAAAUAAGCAUAGAAGUGAUCAUUUCCCUCUGUUCUUGGCUCUGUUCAGUACCGUGCCCUUAAUUGCAGCUAUUAAAUUAUUGACUUUGUACAUUUUCAAGGAAGUUUUUCAGUUUAAAACAAUGAGGAAUUGGGACCUUUAUGAUCAGGACAUAUUAUUAUAUUGGUGCUCCAAGAAUCCAUUGUGUAUGGUUUCUGAUCAGCCCCUUUCCAUUAACUAUUGCUGCUUCUGUGAAGAAAGGUGAUGUCUGGAGUCAAAGGUAAUAACCUCUUUUUUGCAUUGAGAAAAUUGAUACACCAAUUAAUAACUUUUUUUGCCUGCUGGUUGCUCACUUUCACCUAGAGGUUUUUAUAUUUUAAGAAGGCAUACUAAAGGAGGAAAGAAUAAUGGUGUUCCUUACUCAGUUGUGUAUGUGGCUACUGUAGAGCUAUACAGUACCUGUAGGAAUUCUGCAUGGCCUGUAAAAAAAACUGCCUUAUGUCCUGAUCCUAUGCAGAUUUACUUGGAAGUAAGCCCCAAUGAAUUCAGUGGGGCUUCCAAAUGAGCGCAGACAAGGUUGUAGCCUAACAGUUCCAUCAGCUGCUCUGGGUUUGCUUUGUGAUUUGAAUAUUGCACUUUAAUAGAAACAUAGUAUAUCACCACCCCUUUAAUAUCCUGAAAUUGCAUUUGCAGAAAUAGACAUCUUGGUUGGUUUGGAGCCCAAAUGAAAUCCAAGGGCUCCCCCAUUGAUUUAGCAGUUUGGGCCUAAUAAAAUGAAUUACAAAACUUUAGGGAAAGAUGCACUUUUUUACAGUAGUUUUCUAGAACUGCAUUCAGGAAUAAUACUUAAAACAUUGGCAGUUGCUUAAAAUGUUUGCUGCUGACUUUUAUGCUAUAAUGGUGUUACUUGAAAGAUUUCUACUUUAUGGCUGAACGAAUAGAAAGUUUUCUUUUAGAAAAGCAAGCAGAUGGCAAGUUAUUUUCAGCCCUGCAGAUUGAAAACGGCAACUUCUUGUGUUGUGUCUUCCUCACAAAGAGACCACCAAAGCUAAAUGAUGGGUGGCUGAUCCUUGUUUUUCUCUUGCUUUUUAAAAGCAACUUUUGGUGGCUGAGACUCCCAAGUGCUGUUGUGACAACUCGGACCCAUACCAGUCAGUUUAGAUGGACAGGAUUGCAAUAUUUAGUUGAUCAAACAUUCUGGUCUGCUGGAAAAAAAGCAGUAGAUUUUUAAAAACAAAUUUAAAACAAGCAAUUAUACAAAUUGUAGAUUGCAAACACCAUCUUAGAGGUUCCCUCUGUAAGAGAAAAAAGGUAAUGCAUCUUUUAAGAUGCAUUUUUAUGCUUUAAAGCUAUUUUAUAUGCAAAUAUAUACAAAUUUAAUCAAUUAGCUGACUAAAACUCAUGAUCAACUACGAUUUCUUUAAUCAAUUGACAGCCUUAUGGAUCAGUCAGUUUGUCCUUAUGCACCCAAAUAAGGGAAAAGACAGAUACGGCCAGCUUAUAUAUUCUAUGGCCACUCUGUUCUCCAGGGAGCGUUCUGGAGGCCAGAACUGCGUGUUGCCACACAAACUGGAUAGUCAGGCUCUGUAAUAAAUGGUGUAAUUUUCACAGUUAUGAAAAUUGGGAUUGCAAGUUUUGCUUAAUUUUCCCCUUGGCUAAAUCCUGACAGCUAGUUUUCCCUUCUUCACCAACUCAUGCACAUAACCAAUUAUUGCAUCUCUUUUUGCAACAUCAAUACAUUUUAUCAGUGGUAAGGAGAAUAGGAUUGAAACCAUUUAAGUACUUACCAUUGCUAACUUAUACUGUGAUUGUUUCUGUUGUAUUAGUAACACCUUUUGUAUUCUGAACUAAUAACAAAUAAUGGAUGUUUAUAUGUGGCCUUGGAGUGUGUCCUGUGUUAUGCUGGAGUGCCAUGUUUAUUGACUUUGGAGAGGACAGAAACCACAUCUGGAACACUUGGCCAAAUCAGUGGUGGGAGUUCCUCUUGCUGUCACCAAAGAUAACUUGCACAACUUAUCAAUGAAGGUCUUUCCAUCAAUGAAAAAUGUUUCAAGGCCCCAAUGAAAAUCACAAUCUUACCAUUAUUGGGUGUUCCAUUAUAUGGAAUUCGAUUGUGUACAUGGGAUGCAAGUUGCUUGUCAGUUUUCCCAUUGUAAAUCAACAAAGUCUCCUACCUUUUUGAUUUGGAGGUGAUGCUGGUUUUCUUUAACAGAUCCAGGGAAGGCUGAGAUUUUACAUCAGUAGACCAUUCCUUGCCCUGGAUCCCUUCAAGCAGCCAACACCAACUUCACACUGGGAGUGACAUACUAAUGUCGGACUUGGGUUCCUGCUCUCCACUGCCAUUAUAGCUCUAAUACUUCUCUUUGCAAUUUCUGGUGCCUCUCAACCGUUAAUGGUACUGUCCUUGAUAUUUCAACUGAUUGUUACCUUUCCAUUUAGGAGUUGUACUUGUUUAUACUCGGUAUUUCCCUUUAGGUCUCAGGUCUGUGGUAAAACAUAUUCUGGAGUAGUUUUGUCAUUGGGCUAUUUUGGCAUCAAAGUUUAAGAGAUUUUUCACUCCUUUUUCUGAUUUGUGCUAAUUUUAUUUCUCUCUAAAUAUAUUUGGCUGACGUAGCAAAAAGUUUUAACUCUGUUCUUUCUCCCCCUCAGCUGGGAGAAAAGUUCCUUCUGUGUUUCUGUAAUUGUCCACAGUGCUAAAGAGUUUAUUACAGAAAAUCUUGAUAGACAUUUUGAACUUAGUUUAUGUCCCUGUUAACAAGGUUAAUGUUUAGUUCUGUGAACUGAACUUGAGUAUUACAGUUCAUAAAACAGAUUUACAGAAAUCAGAUUCACCUUAUGCAAAUUCUGUGUGGUGAUGAGCUGCUUGCCUUUUUUGUUUCCCUCAUCCUGACAUUAUGCUGCACAGAAAGUGUGAUAGGUUGAAAGAUGGACUUUUGAUAGUCAUCUGCAAAAUUGGGUAACUGUGGAAAUUGAGGAAUCUAGUGUGGAGAGGGUGAGUGCAAAAAUACAUAUAUGUAUGUGGGUGGAUGUUUAUAUGCACACACAAAUAUAUAUAUAAAUAUAUAUAUAACUUUUUAGGGAAAAAAUAAAGAAAUGUAUUGAUUCUUUAAAUGCAGGGAGAAAUUUUACUUAGGGCUGAUUAUGCUGGCUUAGCAGAGCGUAUAUUUCACAAAACCAGCGUUACAAAAUCCAAGGAUAAUUUAUCUAAUUCCAAGAGGCAUAUACAGUGGGAACCAGAUUUUUUUUAAAGUAUGUGUGUGAAUCAAACAAAAUGUGAGAGAUUUCAUCAGCAUCUUGGUCCCUGUUUACAUCAAGAACACACCAGGACUUUCCUUCCUCCUCCAUCCUUCCUCAUGUCUCAUUUCUAUCUGCAUUACUGCAAGAUGGUAAUCCUGUGUGCCUUUCUUCACCUUAGACAGGGGAAGAAAUAUUAAUAACAUUUUGUGGGGCAGCUUGGUUCCUGGAUUUUUGUGGCCACCUUGGGAGAAGUGUAGAGGCUGCUGCCAAUAAUUACAGAAUGUCCUUAAGACUUUUUUUUAAAUGGUUAUAUCUACCCCUUUCUGUUUACUGAUCCUUCCCUCCCUCUCCCUACAUGUUCCUUCUUUGUUCAAAUGUAAUCCUGGUUUAAAACAAGCAGAAGUCGUCUGAACAAACUACUUCUGUACAAAUCUGGUUUUUACUGAAACAGGUGUUUGGGAAACACUCUCACCAAUGGUUGCUGUUACAGUGAGAUCAAUAAAGAUCUUGAUUAUAUUGA
Molecule: messenger RNA, 9218 nt
Organism: Rhineura floridana
Lineage: Eukaryota; Metazoa; Chordata; Lepidosauria; Squamata; Rhineuridae
Gene: EIF4EBP2
Product: eukaryotic translation initiation factor 4E binding protein 2
Exons: 3
Coding region: 356-709 (117 amino acids)
Biological process (GO): negative regulation of translational initiation
Cellular component (GO): cytoplasm
Molecular function (GO): eukaryotic initiation factor 4E binding
Source: RefSeq, a predicted model, not a curated record